Molecule: messenger RNA, 10852 nt
Organism: Alligator mississippiensis (American alligator)
Lineage: Eukaryota; Metazoa; Chordata; Crocodylia; Alligatoridae
Gene: AGRN
Product: agrin
Exons: 36
Coding region: 1834-7746 (1970 amino acids)
Biological process (GO): receptor clustering; G protein-coupled acetylcholine receptor signaling pathway
Molecular function (GO): calcium ion binding; laminin binding
Source: RefSeq, a predicted model, not a curated record
UCGCGGAGCAGAGCGGAGAUGCACACAGGUGUUUCUGCCCCGGUGCCACGGCAGGGGCAGAGGCGCCGAGCUGAGGCACGAAGCACCCUCCCCUUUCCUUUUGUGCUCUCGCCAGCGAAGAACUCCCCGGAGCAGCCAGGGCUGCGAAUUCCCCAAAGCCUCUUCUCCUUUGUUUGAGUCUGCCUCUCCCGCACGCUGCUGGCUGCUGGAGCCGUGGAUCCAGCCAGCCGUCCGAGUCGCCGGGGCUCCUUUUACUCCUCCUCUCGCCACACCAGCCCUUUAUGUUCCCCCCUCCACCUCUGUCCCUGUGCGGAGAUGCUUUGAAGGGACCUGUGGUGCCUGAGGGACGAAGCUCUGGCAGGGGCAACCUAGAAGAGGAGCCCGGGUGCCUAGAAGACCGGAUGGAGAGAGGGGUGCAGACCGGUCCCUAACUCACUACCCUGGGCUCGCCCAGCCCUCCCUGCUUUGGCGUGGGGCUGGCAGCUGAGAAAGAAACUUGGGUGCGUGGAGCAGGAGGUAACGCCGUUGCUUUGGUAGGGGUUGUGUUGUGCUGCACCGGCCUUUGGCUGGGCGAGGGACAUCCAGCAAGGUGGGCUCCGGGGCCCUUUUUCUGCCCUCCCCGGCUGCUGUGGGAACUCCUAGGGGCUUGGCUGCUCUUGGUUCCCUCCAUGCCCGGCUCAGCCAGGAGCUGGACUCUCCCUCCGAAGGACUGGCAUGUCCGAGCGGCAUGAGAAGGGGGGCUGGCCCGUCCCAGCCGUGCUGGCGGUGCUGCCCUGCAGGCAGGCUCUGAGAGGCGGCGGCACCGGCUCGGGGAGGAGGAAGAGGAGGAGGAGGAGUAGCAGCCGGACCCUCGUGCUAAGCCCCAGUGUUGCCCCCCGCGUGGAGGAGGGGCAGAAGGGUGCGAAGGAACCGGCUCCCCGUUCGUGCGGGGAGAGACGGAGGCAGAGGAGGGCUGCAGGCCGGCUGCUCUCUAGGAAACUGGAGCUCAGUGGGGCUGGACGCGCUGCCACGCUGUCAGCGUGGAGAGGAAACUCCUGCCCCGGGCUGCAGUGUGGGCUGAUGGAGAGCUGAGCUCCCUGGAAGGAGCAUCCUCUGCACGGCCGAGGGGGAGCAGAGACUGAGGCGUGCCCCCUCGAGGAUUUACAGUCGCACGGACACACGGACCAAAGACACUCGGGGCUUCCCCGGGGCGAGAUCAGGCCAGCGUCUGAAUCUGGGGACUAACAGGGCAGCUGUGCCCCUCCCCUGAAUCUGGACUUUCCUUCUGUACGGAGGCGUUGGGCUGGUUCCUAGUGGAUUCCCACCCUCCUCGGGGCCGGCCCCUCAUUGAGGAGCUGGCCAGACAGGCCAGCAGGGAGCUAAGAAGUGAUUGCCAGUUGGGAUUUCUCUCCGUCUCAUCCCACAGCUUGGAUUCCCGCUUGGAAAUCUCAGGGCAGCGGCUGUUUCUUUCCUAUUACCUUGGGGAGGCACGUGGCUGGCGUGUGGAUGCGGGUCCUUGGGCCCCCACCCGCUGCGUCUGGCCUUCGGGGGAGAUUUGAACCGGGGAAGACGCUAGUCCUUGUGGAGUUGCUCCUCGUCAGCCCCCCGGGUCCCCCGUCGGGGCCUGGGACCUAACGCACGUGGUGCAGGGCGGGCUGGAGAGAUGGGGCGCGUGGCGGUAAACUCUUUUUUCUGAAGCCGAGGCACGCCUGCCCCCCACCCGCCCGCGCCUGCCGGAGGAUGGGAAUCCCUGGGGAAACUUAGCUCCUGGGGGCUCUGCAAGUAUUGUGCCCCUCGGGGGGGUCCUCUGCUUUGGAUGUGCCAGUGGAAAGCUGCGCCCCUGCCAGCGGCGGCAUGACGGCCUGCCAGUACCCCAUAGCGCCCGGGCCCCUGGAGCGGGACCGCAUGUACCAGCACAAAGUCUCCCUGGUGGUGCGCUACUUCAUGAUCCCGUGCAACAUUUGCCUCAUCCUUUUGGCCACCUCCACCCUGGGAUUUGCCGUGCUGCUCUUCCUCAAUAACUACAAGCCCGUCAACUAUUUUCCCCAGUCGCUGCCAACGCCGCAAGAUGCAUGCCGAGGAAUGCUCUGUGGGUUCGGAGCUGUGUGCGAAAGGAGUCCCGCUGACCCAUCCCAGGCCUCUUGCGUCUGCAAAAAGACCACGUGCCCCUCAGUGGUGGCUCCUGUCUGUGGCUCGGACUAUUCCACCUACAGCAACGAGUGUGAGCUGGAGAAGGCCCAGUGCAACCAGCAGAGGAGGAUCAAAGUCAUCAGCAAGGGACCCUGUGGUUCCAAGGACCCCUGUGCGGAGGUGACGUGUAGUUUUGGCAGCACCUGUGCCCGCUCUACUGAUGGGCAGUCAGCCAAGUGCAUCUGCCCGUCCUCAUGCCGCGGGGUGGCCGAGGGCACCGUGUGUGGCAGUGAUGGCAAGGACUACCGCAGUGAGUGUGAGCUCAACAAGCACGCCUGUGACGCACAGCAGAACGUCUUCAAGAAGUUCGACGGGCCCUGCGACCCUUGCAAGAACGCCGUCAACGACCUGAGCCGGGUCUGCCGGGUGAACCCUCGCACUCGCCGAGCGGACCUGCUCUUCCGGCCUGAAAACUGCCCCCCAAAGAGGGACCCAAUGUGUGGCGAUGAUGGGGUAACCUAUGACAGCGAGUGCGUCAUGGGACGGUCAGGCGCUCUGCGGGGGCUGGAGAUCCAGAAGGUGCGUUCGGGGCAGUGCCAGCCACAGGACAAGUGCAGGGACGAAUGCAAGUUCGGCGCCGUGUGCCUCAACCGGCGUGGCACCACCCGCUGCUCCUGCGAUCGCAUCACCUGCGACGGCGCCUAUCGGCCCGUCUGCGCCCGGGACAGCCGGACGUACAGCAACGACUGCGAGCGCCAGAAGGCAGAGUGCCAGCAGAAAGCUGCCCUCCCCGUAAAGCACGAGGGGCCCUGUGACCUGGGCACCCCCAGCCCCUGCCUCAGCAUGGAGUGCACCUUUGGGGCCACCUGCGUGGUGAAGAACCAGGAGGCGGUGUGCGAGUGCCAGCAGGUCUGCCAAGGCCGCUACGACCCCGUCUGCGGCAGCGACAACCGCACCUACGGCAACCCUUGCGAGCUGAGUGCCACGGCCUGCGUCCUGAAGAAGGAGAUCAAAGUCAAGCACAAAGGGCCCUGCGACCGUUGCGGCAAAUGCCAGUUCGGCGCCAUCUGCGAGGCAGAGACGGGCCGAUGCGUGUGCCCCACGGAGUGCGUGGCCUCCUCACAGCCCGUGUGCGGCACCGACGGCAGCACCUAUGGCAGUGAAUGUGAGCUCCACGUCCGGGCCUGCACCCAGCAGACCAACAUCCAGGUGGCUGCACAAGGAGACUGCAAGUCCUGCGGCAGCACGGUGUGCUCCUUUGGAAGCAAGUGCGUGGGCGGGCAGUGCGUGUGCCUGCGCUGCGAGAGGCAGCCCUUCUCCCCGGUGUGUGGCAGCGAUGGCGUGACCUAUGACAACCCGUGUGAACUGCACGUGGCUUCCUGCCAGCAGAAGAAGACCAUCGAGGUCUCCAGGACGGGGCCGUGCGAGGACGAAUGCGGCUCAGGGGGGUCUGGCUCCGGGGACGAUGGUGAGUGCGAGCAGGACCGGUGCCGGCGGUUUGGAGGCCUGUGGGAUGAGGACAUGGAGGACGACCGCUGCGUGUGUGACUUCACCUGCUUGGCUGUGCCACGCAGCCCGGUGUGUGGCUCCGACGGAGUGACCUACGCCAACGAGUGUGAGCUCAAGAAGUCACGCUGUGAGAAACGCCAGGACCUCUACGCCGCCGGACAAGGAGCCUGCCGCACCGCCACAACGACCCCCCCGCCACUGCUGGUCCUGCACUGCAGCCAGACCGUAUAUGGAUGCUGCCCUGACAACAUGACCCUGGCCCUUGGUGUGGGCUCAGCCGGGUGCCCGAGCACCUGCCAGUGUAAUGCCUACGGCUCCUACGGAGGGGCCUGCGACCCCACCACCGGCCAGUGCUCCUGCAAACCCGGCGUGGGAGGCCUCAAGUGCGACCGCUGCGAGCCCGGCUUCUGGAACUUCCGCGGCAUCGUCACCGACAGCAAGAGCGGCUGCACCCCUUGUAACUGCGACCCGGUGGGCUCCGUCCGUGAUGACUGCGAGCAGAUGACUGGACUUUGCUCCUGUAAGACGGGCAUCACCGGCAUGAAAUGCAACCAGUGCCCCAAUGGCAGCAAGCUGGGCAUGACCGGCUGCGAGAAAGACCCAUCGGCACCAAAAUCCUGCCAUGAGAUGAGCUGUGAGUUCGGGGCGUCAUGCUUGGAGGUCAAUGGCUUUGCCCACUGCGAAUGCCCAUCCCCACUCUGCACGGAGGCCAACAUGACCAAGGUGUGCGGCUCUGACGGUGUCACCUAUGGUGACCAGUGCCAGCUGAAGACCAUUGCGUGCCGGCAAGGACAAAUCAUCACGGUGAAGCACGCCGGACAGUGCCAUGAGUCCAUCACUCAUGCGAGUCACACCUUGCCUCCCACGCCGCUGCCCAUGCCCACGCAGGCCCUGGACAGACUCCUCCUCCCCCCGCCUCUGCAGCUCACCCCUCGGGCCCCCGACUCCACGGAGAAACCCACCGGGUCCCUGCUGGUGGAGGUGAGGCCCACUCCAAGAAGCCAUCCUGCUACCAGACGGGUAACCACUGCCCGGCCAGCCACCACUCCCUGGAUCACGCAUGGCCUUCGCAAGACCACUGUCCGCCCCAUCUCUACUGCUCCGGUGGUCCCAGCCACCAUCCAGCCUGCCUUCGCUGAGUCUGGCAGUGCAGAAGGCAGCGGAGACCAGGAGAUGGGCAUCAGUGGGGACCAGGAAGCUAGUGGAGCCGGCUCGGCAGGAGAAGAGGAGCCAGAGGAAAGCCAAGUUACACCCACUCCAGCCAUUGAAAGAGCCACCUGCUUUAAUACCCCUCUGGGCUGCUGCUCUGAUGGCAAGACAGCCGCCAUAGAUGCAGAAGGGAGCAACUGUCCUGCCACCAAGGUCUUCCAAGGAGUACUCAUCCUGGAGGAGGUGGAGGGCCAGGAGCUGUUCUACACGCCCGAGAUGGCCGACCCCAAAUCGGAGCUCUUCGGGGAAACUGCCCGGAGCAUCGAGAGUGCGCUGGACGAGCUUUUCCGUAACUCUGAUGUCAAGAGGGAUUUCAAGAGCAUCCGCGUGAGGGACCUGGGUCAGAGCAAUGCUGUCCGUGUCAUCGUCGAGUCCCACUUUGAUCCAGCCACGUCCUACACAGCGGCCGACGUCCAGAAGGCCCUUCUGAAGCAGAUCAAAGCCUCCAAGAAGAAGACCCUCCUGGUGAAGAAGCCGCAACAGGAUCAUGUCAAAUUCAUGGACUUUGACUGGAUCCCCAGACUCUUCACCACCACAACCACUACGACCACUGCCACCACCAUGGCCCCCGCCACCACGCGGAGGUUCACCACCGCCACAACCACCCACGUUCUGCACCCAGAAACCAUGGGGAAGCCCAGCAGCAAGAUGGCAGCACCUGUCACCACCAGGAGACCCACUGCCACCAUGCCAGCCACCACGCGGAGGAAACCUACGCGCCAGCCCCCAGCCACCAAGAAGCCGGCCCGGCCCUGCGACUCCCAUCCCUGCCUGCAUGGUGGCACUUGCGAGGACGAUGGGAAAGAGUUCACCUGCAGCUGCCCAGCAGGAAAGGGAGGCGCUGUGUGUGAGAAGUCCAUCAGAUACUUCAUCCCCAGCUUCGGCGGAAAGUCCUACCUGGCCUUCAAGACGAUGAAGGCCUAUCACACGGUGCGCAUCGCCAUGGAGUUUCGGGCCUCCGAGCUCAGCGGGCUGCUGCUCUACAACGGGCAGAACCGGGGCAAGGACUUCAUCUCCCUGGCACUUGUCAGUGGCUUUGUGGAGCUCAGGUUCAACACAGGAUCUGGUACUGGCGUCAUCACCAGCAAAGUGCCUGUCGAGCCUGGCAAGUGGCACCAGCUGGUGGUAAACCGGAACCGCCGUAAUGGCAUGCUGUCGGUGGAUGGGGAGUCGCACGUGAACGGGGAGAGCCCCACCGGCACCGAUGGGCUGAACCUGGACACAGAAUUGUUCAUCGGAGGGGCACCGGAAGACCAGAUGCUUGUAGUGGCAGACCGCACCGCAGCCACGGCGGGCCUGAAGGGCUGCAUCCGUCUGCUGGAUGUGAACAACCAGAUGUACGACCUGCGGGAGAAGGGCAGCGACGUGAUGUACGGCAGCGGGGUGGGCGAGUGCGGCAAUGACCCCUGCCACCCCAACCCCUGCCACCACGGCGGCAUCUGCCACGUCAAGGAGGCCGAGAUGUUCCACUGCGAGUGUCUCUCCACCUACACAGGUCCAACCUGUGCCGACGAGAGGAACCCCUGUGACCCCAGCCCGUGCCACGUCUCGGCCACCUGCCUGGUGCUGCCAGAGGGAGGUGCCAUGUGCGCAUGCCCCAUGGGGCGGGAAGGGGAUUUCUGCGAGUUCGUCACAGAGCAGGACCAGACCAUGCCCUUCCUCCCGGAGUUCAACGGCUUCUCCUACCUGGAGCUCAGCGGGCUGCAGACCUUUGUGCCCGAUAUGCAGGAAAAGUUGUCCAUGGAGGUCGUGUUCCUGGCCAAGAGCCCCAGCGGCAUGAUCUUCUACAACGGGCAGAAGACGGAUGGCAAAGGGGACUUUGUCUCGCUCGCCUUGCAUGACGGCUACCUGGAGUACAGAUACGACCUGGGCAAAGGGGCAGCGGUGCUCAGGAGCAAGGAGCCAAUCCCCCUGAACACAUGGGUCAGUGUCUUCCUGGAGAGGAACGAGCGCAAGGGGGUGAUGAGGAUUAACCACGGCGAGAGGGUGAUGGGAGAGUCACCGGUGCCUCAUGCCUUCCUGAACCUGAAGGAGCCCCUGUAUGUCGGGGGCGCGCCCGAUUUCAGCAAACUGGCUCGCGCCGCGGCCAUCUCCACCAGCUUCGAUGGCGCCUUGCAGAGGAUCUCCAUUAAGGGGAUCCCUGUCCUGAAGAAGGAGAACAUCCGCAGCGCCAUCGAGAUCUCCACCUUCCGCUCCCACCCCUGCACCCAGAAGCCCAACCCCUGCCGGAACGGGGGCAUGUGCAAUCCCCGGCUGGAGAGCUACGAGUGCGCCUGCCAGAGGGGCUUCUCCGGUGCCCACUGCGAGGAAGUGAUCAUCGAGAAGGCAGCCGGGGACUCCGAGGCCAUUGCCUUUGAUGGCAGGACCUACAUGGAAUACCACAACGCCGUGACAAAGAGUCCCGAAGUGCUGGACUAUCCCGCAGACCACAGCGAGAAGGCCUUGCAAUCCAACCACUUCGAACUGAGCAUCAAGACGGAGGCCACCCAAGGCUUGAUCCUGUGGAGCGGGAAGGGGCUGGAGCGCUCGGACUACAUUGCCUUGGCCAUCGUGAACGGCCACGUGCAAAUGACCUACGACCUCGGCUCCAAGCCGGUCGUCCUGCGUUCCACCGUCCCGGUCAACACGAACCAGUGGGUUCAUAUCAAAGCUUACAGAGUGCAGAGAGAGGGCUCCUUGCAGGUGGGCAACGAAGCCCCCAUCACUGGUUCAUCCCCACUUGGAGCAACACAGCUAGACACGGAUGGGGCCCUCUGGCUGGGGGGAAUGGAGAAGCUCAGCGUGGCUCACAAGCUGCCCAAAGCCUACAGCACCGGCUUCACCGGCUGCAUACGGGACGUGAUAGUCGACCGCCAAGAACUGCACCUGGUGGAGGACGCUUUAAACAAACCCACGAUAUUACACUGCUCGGCCAAAUAGACCCCAGGGACCCUUCGUACCCCCUCCCCCCUCCUGCCUAUUGCUGUAAUUAUUUUCUAUUUUUGUAAACUUAUUGCUUUUUAUAUUUUUUUGGGGGGGAGGUGGGGACCGAGGGGGGAAGAAACACUUUUUCCCCCCCACCUUUUUUUUUUUCCGGUUAUUUGUUUGGUUGCAGUGUAUCCAGGCUGGUCGGACUGUGAGCAGCAGCAACAAAGAACAAGCCCUGAAUCAAGUCUCUGAGAAGUGAGAAAGGAACACACACCCUGUAGCAUCCCGCCUUGGAAAUUUCCAUUCAUGAUUUCUCAGUCAUACUUGAAGCUUUUUUUUUUCUUUUUUUUUCUUAUUUUAUUGCUCUGGUGGUUGCCCCCCUUCCCUUGAGGGGGAAAGGAAAGGAUCCUGGUGCUGCUAAGACCCCAUGGCCUUUGUGGAGACACAGCCUUCCCCUUCCACGCCACUGCAUCCCUCAGCCCUGGCUCGAUGGAGAAGCUGUCUCCUAAGCCGGGGGAUUGAGUUGGUUUUCAGGCCUCUUCCCCGCUCCAUGUUCACCCCAUUUUUUUCUCCGUAAUUGCGCAUAGGGAUUGCAAGUGCAUCUUUCCUCCGGUCGGGGCUGUCACUGGCUGGAGGUGAGACCCGAACCAACUCCCAGUAGGCUGGGGAGCCAGGGUUUUGUCUCGCCUCGCAUCUCCUUGUCAACUUGCCAGUGUGAAGAUGAUUUUUUUUUUUUUUUUGUUAUUAAUUUGGCCGAGAAAGAGGUGGCAUCAUCUUUAUUUUUCGUGCUAAGCCCUCUCCUCCUCCUGGAUACAUGCAGAAGCAGCUGCAAAACCUAUUUCCAGGCUUUAUUUUUAGCCGGACGUGUCCCAGAUCUGCCCACUUGGCUUUGCUGCUGUUUCCAAGAGCCUUGGUUGUUUACCAAAACUCAUCCUCCCCUCAAGCCAGUGCAAAGGCCGUUGGAUGUUUUGGGGUUCGGAGCCCCCGGCACCCUCCCCAUCUCCCGGGAAGGUCAACCAGACCUGAAGGCACAGGACCGGGAUUGGUUUUCAUUUGGAUCCAUUGGAAGCACACUUCUGUGCCUAUCCCACCCCUUUUCCAGCCCCCUGAAAAGACCUGCCCUCCAUAUACAGAGAUGAGGUCUUGGACCAGCUGUCCUAAGGAUUUCUGCUUCUGUGGUAGCACCAUGAAAGCCAUUGACUACAUGGUUUUGGCAAUGGCCAGCACAAUGGCAGGCCCCGAUUCUGCUCAGAGCCUCCCCGGCACUACGGGAAUACAAACAGUAGCAUCACUGGGGACAGGGCCGGAGCCUUGCAGUGCAGCACACAGACAAAGACGGAGGCAGGGUGGUUUGUGGGCUUUUCUUAAAUGCUAUUUUGUUCCCACCCCCAUUGCAAAUCAUUCCUUGUAAAAGCAAACUAUGAUGCAAAUACUGUAACGCCACCUACAAACCUAGUGCGUGUGUGCGUGUGUGCAAGAGAGAGUCCAUUAAAUAUAUCCGUAUAUAUGUUUGUAUGCGAAUGCUGAUUCUCUUCUUAAGGAAACAACGCCCCUGAUGCUAGAGUCCCUGCAAAGGAUUGUCCACUUCCUUAUCCAUAGGAGGAACCAGCCAGUGCUUUCUAGUAUCUUAUAUCCCCCUUUCCACCCAGAGCAAGGCAGUUGGCAUGGCUUGAUCGCAUGAAAAGCCCACAUUUUGCAGCUUGUGGCAUUAAUGUGACAGAUCCUCCCUUUUACAAAUUGAUGUUAGGAACUGGCUGCACCAAGUGGGACUGUUUCACAGCCAGUUUUUUGGCCUUGCCGCUGCCCCCCCUGACUCCCACCAAAAGCUGUGAACUAAGUUGUGAGCCACAAAACCAAAAUCACCUUCCUCAGGGCAUGAUCUGAAGGCAGGUGGGAUGGAGGGGAGCAGCACGCCGGUAAAACCACUGUUCUCUUUGAAGGUGCACGGGUUGUCCUGCUGCCACCAAACCCCGUGUCAUCACAGAUGCCUUGGACUAGCGUGUGUCAAAACCUUCCAGAGAUGCCUUCUUCUGCAUGGGGGUAUCCAUUUGCUGGGGCUAGAGAAGGGGCAGGGGGUGGGGGGAGGAGGGGGCUUUUUGAUAUCCCUUGUCAGUGUCUUCUGUUUCCAUCUCUUUACUUUCCUAGAUCCAGCUUAAAGAAAUCAGACUUCCAUCCCAGCUCAAAAGCCCUUCCUUCAUGUCCUCUAUGGAAAUCCAUGCCUGAGCAGUUGCUGUCCAGGGUGGUUAGUGACUUAGUUGGGUUCAUGCCCCCUGGGAGACAACGUGGAGACUCCAGUAUGGUGUGUGUGUGUGCGCGUGCGUGUGUGUGUGGCGAUACAACAUUUUAAGUGGCUACUGUAAAUAUAUUGUGGUUCCUGAUGGAGAGUAAUGUGCUUGUGUUGUAAAGCAGACUGACUACUGUACUUUAUUCCCACGGUGUAGGUAGCCAGCGGCUAACUAGGACUGCGGGGGUUCAGGGUGGGAAGGAAGACAACCAAACCCCUCUCUCUGCCUGUAGUUUGAAACUUAGGCUCUAGCUGGACAGUGCAGCCUCAACAGUGGAUCCCGAGGGCUGAAGAUCCCCAUGCGGGGGAGGCAGAAACAUGCACAGAGAAAGCUGCUAAAUUUCCCAGAAUGCCACUAAAAUGAAGCCAAGGUUACUGCAAAAAAAAUAAUAAUAAAAAAAAAAAAAAGAAAACAAAACACUGUCUGCUUUUGCUGGGGCUUGGAGAUGCCUUAAAACAAAACAUUGUGUCCUUGUCGUCAAGCAUCUUGAACCAACGGCGCAUUUGGGAGCGCUCCCAAGGGGCCAUGCACUUAACUGGGGCUUUAUUUUUAACAGCAUUUAUAACUCAUAUGUACAAAGCGACAUGGAUGUUUGGGGUUGGGUUUGGGGUUUUGGGGGGGGGUUCCUGUUUUUUUUAACUUUUUUUUUUUUGGCUAUUUUUUAAAUUUGUCUGUCCACGUGGCUUCAUUUUUUUUAGGGUAACGUAAUGAUCAUUGUGACCUGCUGUAUGACUUCUGAAGGGCAAUGCACAGUAGAGGAGCAGCAUGAUAUAACCAUUACUAACUUGUGUCUUUCGUCAAUCACCAUGAAAUAAAGUUUGGAAACAAUUAAA